UGCUUCGCCCCGGUCAUUGGGAAUGCAGCCCGUUAGUCCCAGCUUGUGAGCAUUCGCCGGUUGACUCGCAUCCGAGGGCUUUCUUCGUCCCAUCUGACACCGCUCGACUGGUCCACGUGUGCCUUACUUCCCUUUGAUCGAUCUGACAUUCAUCUGCACGCCGAGAAAUCACCGCGACAUCCUCCACAUCGGACUGAGUGAGGAAUCGCCGUGUGCCUCGCACAUUGCCCUCCAAGAUGACGUCCCUGGCACCUCUGGACCCCAUCACCAAUGGGUCGGCGGAUCGCAAUAAGAAGGUCGCCUACUUCUACGACUCCGACGUGGGAAACUAUGCCUAUGUCUCCGGACACCCCAUGAAGCCCCAUCGCAUAAGAAUGGCCCACAGUCUGGUCAUGAACUAUGGCCUCUACAAGAAGAUGGAGAUCUACCGGGCGAAACCCGCCUCGAAAUACGAAAUGACCCAAUUCCACACGGACGAGUACAUCGACUUCCUUUCCAAAGUAACACCGGACAACAUGGACUCUUUUGCGAAGGAACAAAGCAAGUAUAAUGUCGGGGAUGAUUGUCCCGUCUUUGAUGGGCUCUUUGAGUUUUGCGGUAUCAGCGCGGGAGGCAGUAUGGAGGGUGCCGCACGGCUCAACCGCAACAAGUGCGACAUUGCCGUCAACUGGGCUGGUGGUCUUCACCACGCCAAGAAGAGCGAGGCCAGUGGAUUCUGUUAUGUGAACGACAUCGUUCUGGGUAUCCUGGAACUGCUGCGGUUCAAGCAGCGAGUGCUCUACGUUGAUAUUGAUGUCCACCACGGCGAUGGUGUCGAGGAAGCAUUCUACACGACGGACCGUGUGAUGACGGUGUCCUUCCACAAGUACGGCGAGUACUUCCCGGGUACGGGUGAGCUCCGCGAUAUCGGAGUGGGGCAGGGCAAGUACUACGCCGUCAACUUCCCUCUCCGCGACGGCAUCGAUGAUAUCUCGUACAAGAGUAUUUUCGAGCCCGUCAUUAAGAGCGUCAUGGAAUGGUACCGACCCGAAGCGGUGGUCCUGCAGUGCGGUGGCGACAGUCUGUCGGGCGACCGGCUGGGGUGCUUCAACCUCAGCAUGCGGGGACACGCCAACUGCGUCAACUUUGUCAAGAGCUUUAACCUGCCAACCAUGAUUCUCGGCGGUGGGGGCUACACGAUGCGCAACGUGGCACGUACAUGGGCCUUUGAGACCGGUAUCCUUGUCGGCGAUACUCUCACGGCGGACCUUCCAUACAAUGAUUAUUAUGAGUACUUCGCACCCGAUUACGAGCUGGACGUGCGUCCGUCAAACAUGGACAACGCAAACACUAAGGAAUACCUUGACAAGAUCCGCACGCAGGUCGUGGAGAACCUCAAGCGGACUGCUUUUGCGCCGUCGGUGCAGAUGACAGACGUGCCCCGGGAGCCUCUCGUGGAGGGUAUGGACGACGAGGCCGAUGCGAUUUUGGACGACCUGGAUGAGGAUGAGAACAAGGACAAGCGCUUCACCAAGCGACGCUUCGACCAGUACAUUGAGAAGCCCGGCGAACUCAGUGACAGUGAGGACGAGGACGAGGCGGCGGCCAACGGCGUCCGCCGGCAACCUGGCGUGCUCAAGCGGAGGAAUCAAGUCAACUACCGGAACCUCGACGUCAACGAUUCGGGCCUUGAAAGUGGCAUGGCGACGCCACAGGAUGCCUCUUCGAUCCCGGACGAUGAUAUGGAUACGACAGGGGACGCGAAGAUGACCGAUGCCCCCGAGCCGGAGACUGAGGCGCAAGGCACACCCUCUGCGGCCGAAGCGCCGUCCCGGGCAGAGGAGGCAUCUGCGACAGAGCAGACGGAGAUGGCGGUGGACGGGCCAGAACCGGUGGCGCCUUCGGCACCGAUCUCACGGCAGCCGUCUCCCAAGCCCCAGGAUGAAGAUACGCCGAUGUUAGACGCGGGCGAGGCCGCGCCUGAACCGGAGAAAUCUGAGGCGACGCCCGAGGGCCAGCGUGAGGAGAAGAAACCCAGCGAAGAGACGCCUGCGGCCGAUCAGCCCGCCUCGGAAGCAUCGGCCGCUGCGAAAGACCCGUCCCCUCCGAAGGAGACCAGUGAGCCCGCCGCGGCCGCGGAGACGGAAGCGUCCAAGCCGGCCGAACCCAGCGAGACGAGCGAGGCCAAGGGUAAGACUCCCGAAGCGUCCAAGGCCGAGAGCGGAGCGACAACGGAGCAAGGGCCCAGCGCGGAGACAGGCGAGAAACCGACAGAGGCGAGCAAGAGCGAGGAGUGAGUCGACCAAGAGCUGGGUCUACGUUUGGCGCAAAGGACGGCCGGAAGGUGUUUGGGAGAAGCAUCGAUUCGCAUGGGGAUAUUGUACAUUUGAAGCAUGAUUUGGUUGAUUGAUUAGAUCUAUUCUUGUUGUACCGGCUAAAUACUACGUCUAUCUAUACCUCC
Molecule: messenger RNA, 2440 nt
Organism: Aspergillus ibericus CBS 121593
Lineage: Eukaryota; Fungi; Ascomycota; Eurotiomycetes; Eurotiales; Aspergillaceae
Gene: rpdA
Product: histone deacetylase RPD3
Exons: 4
Coding region: 237-2276 (679 amino acids)
Molecular function (GO): histone deacetylase activity
Source: RefSeq, a predicted model, not a curated record